Molecule: messenger RNA, 4206 nt
Organism: Trifolium pratense (red clover)
Lineage: Eukaryota; Viridiplantae; Streptophyta; Magnoliopsida; Fabales; Fabaceae
Product: probable disease resistance protein At5g66900
Exons: 5
Coding region: 527-3016 (829 amino acids)
Biological process (GO): defense response to fungus
Molecular function (GO): ADP binding
Source: RefSeq, a predicted model, not a curated record
UACAUCUAUAUAACCGAAAAACUAAUUUAUUAUUUAUAUAAAAGUAUCUUAGACUAAUUAGUUUUUUUUUUAACUAGUAUUCAGUCUACCGGACCAUUUAAUCUAAUUCGAAAAUCAGCUCUAGUAUCAAUUUGCCGUUGCGGGUCAUCGAAUUAGAUAUUAUUUUUUGUCAUAGCUGUUAACCUACCUGCAAGGAAAUUGCAAUAAUGCGUAGACUAGUGAUAACGACAAAGGAAAUUGCAAAGAAAUUACUAACCUUUGGUAAAGAAACAAGAAACUUCAUCAUAUAAGAUUAUAUAUAGCUCUAUCUCCAGUUCAGAGGUUUGAAAUAAUAACUUUAGCAUUUCAAUGUAAUCUAAGAGAUACCCACAAACUUUGAAAGAUCAAGUCAUAAUUUCUUAGGUACUAUAUUUCAAUAUUUUCUUUAUUUUCAUAUUAUAAACUUUCAAUUUAAAUUACUACUACACUAGAUAAAUCCUUGUUGAAACAACCUAGUAUUUCUCGACCUAGUUUUAGUUAGUUAUUCAUGGGAGAAACAACAGAAUUAGAUGCUAUUACAUCACAGCUUCAACAAACAUACAAACAAGUUCAACAUGACCAAACAUCCAUGAGAUGUUUUAGGUCAACUCUACAAGAUUUGUCUCCAAUUGUUCAAGAAAUCAACCAAUUUAAUGAACAAUUGAACCCACCUAGAGAAGAAAUCAAGACUCUUAUAAAAGAAAAUCAUGCAGAACAAGAACAAAGGGUUGACCAGAAGAAUCUUUGUUGGAACAAGUUUUUUUCUUGGUUUCAGCUUUGUAUGAAUGGAAUUUUGCAUAAAAAGAAGGAUGAUUUUCAUUCUGAUGAUAAUGACGAUAAGCAAAAAGUUAUGGCAAAAGAUGUUAAGGAUACACUUUAUAAGUUGAGAGAAGUUCUUGAGAUUCUUAAUAAGGAGAAUUUUGAGAAGAAAUUAAGUGGAUCUGGAGGACCAAUUUUUAAGGGUCCUUUUGGUGUUCCUGAAAAUUCUGAAUUUACUGUUGGUUUGGAUUUGCAAUUGAUGAAGUUGAAGACUGAACUUCUUAAAGAUGGAAGAUCUACCCUUUUGGUCACUGGAAUGGGUGGAUUGGGAAAAACCACUCUGGCUAAGAAGCUAUGUUGGGAUGAACAAGUUAAGGGUAAAUUCCGGGGAAAUAUUUUAUUUGUCGUCUUCUCAAAAACACCCCAAUUGAAAACUAUUGUAGAGAGACUUUUUGAACACUGUGGAAAUCCAGUGCCAGAGUUUCAAAGUGAAGAAGAUGCAAUUAAUAGAUUGGGACUUAUGCUGAAGAAAAAUGAGGGAAGUCCAAUAUUGUUGGUCCUGGAUGAUGUUUGGCCUGGAUCAGAAGACCUCGUUGAGAAAUUUCAAUUCCAGAUAUCAGAUUAUAAAAUUUUAGUGACUUCAAGGGUUGCAAUAUCUAGAUUUGACAAAACCUUUAUCCUAAAGCCUCUUGUUCACGAAGAUGCAGUAACCCUUUUCGGUCACUACAUACACUCGGGAAAAACUCAUUUAAAUAUUCCUGACACAGAUCUAAUCGAAAAGGUUGUAGAAAAUUGCAAGGGUUUACCUCUUGCCAUUAAAGUGAUCGCAACAUCACUCAGUAAUCGACCAUAUGAGUUGUGGGAAAAGAUUGUGAAGGAACUUUCUCAAGGCCGUUCUAUACUUGAUUCUAAUAUGGAAUUACUUACUCGCCUCCGCAAGAUCUUGGAUGUUUUGGAAGAUAAUCCCAUUAACAAGGAGUGCUUCAUGGACCUAGCUUUAUUCCCCGAAGACCAGAGAAUUCCUGUUGCUGCUCUGAUUGAUAUGUGGGCAGAGUUGUAUGGACUAGAUAACAACGGCAUAGAAGCAAUGAACAUCAUCAACAAAUUAGACUCUAUGAAUAUGGCUAAUCUCUUAGUAGCUAGGAAAAAUGCAAGUGACACUGAAAAUUACUACUACAAUAACCACUUUAUCGUCCUUCAUGAUCUACUAAGAGAGCUUGGAAAUUAUCAAAACAACCAAGGACCUAUUGAACAAAGAAAAAGACUUCUUAUUGACAUUAAUGAAUACAAACGUGAUCAGUGGCUUGCGGAGAAGCAGCGAGGCGCAAUGUCCUGCAUUUUGUCCAAAUUUGUUAAAUGGUGUGUCAAACCAAAGCCUCGGCAGGUCCCAGCCCGUACAUUGUCUAUAUCAAUUGAUGAAAAUUGUGCGUCAGAUUGGUCUCAAAUUCAACCAGAUCAGGUCGAGGUUCUGAUUUUAAAUCUUCAAACCAAGCAGUACUCAUUUCCAGAGUCAAUGAAAGAAAUGAGCAAACUAAGAGUUCUGAUAGUCAUAAACCACGGUUUCCGUCCUUGUGAACUGAACAAUUUUGAAGUACUUAACUCUUUAUCCAACUUGAACAGAAUUAGGCUUGAGCGAGUUUCUGUUCCUUCCUUUGGCACAUUCAAGAAUCUGAAAAAAUUAUCCCUCUACAUGUGUAAUACAAGACUAGCUUUUGAAAAGGGUAGCAUCGAAAUUUCUGAUUCAUUUCCAAAUUUAGAAGAUUUGAGCAUUGACUAUUGCAAGGAAUUGAUGGCAUUGCCUAGUGGGGUGUGUGAUAUUACCUCAUUAAAGAAGAUCAGUAUUACUAAUUGCCAUAAGCUUUCGUCGCUGCCCAAAGAUAUUGGAAAGUUGGAGAAUUUGGAACUCUUGAGCCUGAUUUCCUGCACUGAUUUGCUAGAGCUACCAGAUUCUAUUGGAAGGCUUUUAAAUCUAAGACUACUUGACAUUUCCAACUGCUUAAGCCUUUCAAGUUUGCCCGAGGACAUUGGCAAUCUGUGUAAUCUAAGAAAUCUCUACAUGACUAGUUGUGCAAGCUGCGAGUUGCCACUAUCAGUUGUCAAUCUUGAAAAUUUAAAAGUGAUAUGCGAUGAAGAGACAGCUGCUUCGUGGGAAUCUUUCGAAUCUAUGAUUUCCAAUUUAACUAUAGAGGUUCCUAAAGUUGAAGUCAAUUUAAAUUGGCUUCAUGCAAUUUGCUCUUAACACAUAGAUAAUGAUAGGGACUUGGGUAUUAUGGGGGGUGUUCUUCAAAUACUUGAAUACUUAUCAUGUGCAUCAGAGCUGGUUCUGGUGCCUCGGAAUUGGCUACCUAUGAAAGGGUUGACCCAAAAGGCCGAAUAAGGCAUCGGACGCCAGCUCUCAAGACGGUGCUUUGAUAGGAAGAUGGUAUUGUGGGGUGUCCAAGUCCUUAUCGAUUAGCAUGGGAAGCUUGGUGGAGUAUUUAAGUGGCUUCGUUUGUUCUUCUCCCUUGAUAGCUAACUUUUAAGGGAGGGCUCCUUAAGUAUCCAAAUUCAAAGAGAUAUGUCAAUUUCCAGGCUAGCUACUAUGAGUGGCAGGUCAUUUGGCAACAUCUAGGGUCAUUCAAUUACAGCUAUUAGAAUAUGUCAAUUUUCAAGGCAAGCAACUUGCCUACAUGUCUCAAAAAAGGCUUCCAUGUUUAAGAUCCACAGUUGGGAAGAAAUCAAAAGCAAAAGAAUCGACGAAAAGGAAGAAUAACAGGGAUACUGAUGCUACACCACAAGAAGAUGAAAACCAUUCAUGAUUGUUUUUCAGCACCUGCUGCUGCAUCAGAGGUGGAUAAUUUAUAGCUGUUUAUGCAAAAAUAAGAAGAGCAACAUGAUGGUUAUGCACUGGUCGUCGUUGUGAACACAAACAUCAUCUAGUAGUAUUAACAUUGACAAUCAUUGGCCAAAAGCGCAAGUUGAUUCGUCAAAAUAAUGUUCAAGAAGUUGAGCAAAGGCUAAUCUUCGUUUUGUUUCUUCUAACUAUCGUGUCUGGUAAAAAAUUUGUUUGCUCUGCACUUGUUUUUUCCUUCGCAGGUUUUAUCCCAUUGGGCUUUCCAGAUAAGGAUUUUAACGAGACAUGUGUUGUUUUUACUCUUGGUGUUUAAUUUGGGUUAGCUUUCAAUAUUUGUAAUUUCUCUUUUUUAUUUUGAUCCUACGGUUGAUAUGUGGUUAGAAAUCCAUGAUGAAGAUGAUUUGAGUGCAUUGGAGAAAAUUUAAGCACAGGUCAAUUGUGAACAUUGUUGAUAUUGUUGUUUUUUCUUUUAAUAAGGUGGGGUGGCUCUUAAAACAAUUUGAUAUUAUGUGUGAUUUUCUUGUAAAGCCACUAACUGCCACUUGUAUAAUUAUUCACAUUAAAUAAAACUGUUGAUUUUUCUGCUUGGCAAGAAA